Poeciliopsis prolifica (blackstripe livebearer) is the source of this 3750-nucleotide messenger RNA. It is a transcript of the gene kctd4, whose product is annotated as potassium channel tetramerization domain containing 4. The record is from RefSeq and is a predicted model, not a curated record. The transcript has a single exon. NCBI's taxonomy places the organism in Eukaryota, Metazoa, Chordata, Actinopteri, Cyprinodontiformes, Poeciliidae. Gene Ontology annotation, biological process: protein homooligomerization. Gene Ontology annotation, molecular function: protein binding. The coding region runs from base 152 to 928 and encodes 258 amino acids.
GACACACAGAGCCGCUCUGUUCUCGGCUCCUGCUCCGCCGCUCAACGCUCUCCCAUCCACCGCUGAAUUGCGCCGCUCGACAGCCGACAGCACUUUGCAGCCUGAGCGAAACCGCAGGAGCUGAGCCGGAGGGGGAGACGCCGGGCGGAGAAUGGAAUGGAACCUCAGAAGGAUGGAGAGUGAACUGAGGCACAUCAACCCAGACCUGCUGCAGCCCAGCAAGAGCUUCAAGAAGCCGUCAUCAGGCACCAUCACCCUCAAUGUCGGCGGCUUCCUGUACACCGCCCAUCGGACCACGCUCUCCAAACACCUGGGCUCCUUCCUGGAGGAGCUGGCCAAUGGGAAGAAGGCGGUGCAGCACACCGACUCCAUGGGCAACCCGUUCAUCGACAGGGACGGCCCCGUUUUCCGCCACGUGCUCAACUACCUACGAACCGGAGAGCUGCAGCUGCCCGACGACUUCCGGGAGGCGGGGCUCCUGCGGCGCGAGGCAGACUUCUACCGCCUGAGCGAACUGGUGGAGGCGGUGAGCGAGUGGGAGAGCCAGCGGGCCGCCCAGCGUGAACCCGCCUUCCUGGAGGUGACGGACAGCCACGAGAGGUCGCAGGGCCUGAAGGUGUACUGCAGCGACACCUGCUUCAUCGACAAGGUCAAAGGGCGGCUGGUGCAGAUCUCCAAGAGCAGGCUCGACGGCUUCCCGGAGGAGUUCGUCGUGUCGUCAAACGUCAUCCAGUUCCGCCACUUCAUCAAGUCGGAGCCGGGCUCGCGGCUCGUCCUGAAGGAGGACAGCACCUUCCUGUGUACGCUGGACUGCCUCAAACUGGAAACGGUGAUGCUGGCGCUGAAGGCGGGCUUCAAGCUGGUCACCGCGCUAGACAGCAGCAAGGGCUCUGUAGUGGCAGCAGAGGCCCUGCACUUCGUCAAAUAGGAAGAAGGCAGAAUAGGCAGGAAGGGGUUAACAGCCACCAGGUACUGUAGGUGUUGUUCUGUGUAACGUGGUAGAAGACUGACGGAUUGAGUCGUAUGUAUUUACUGAACAGCAAGCAUACACGGCAAAAACACUAUUUAAGUUUUUAAUUUGCUCUGAAGGGUUGAUGCACAUGAAUUAACAUUUUGGUAAAUGCGCCAAAAUGCUUUUUUCCAUCUGUUGUCCCUGGAAAGUGGGUAACUGGUCUAGCUAAAAAGCAAAAGUUAAAAUAACUUUAUACAAAUUUUGUCAAUAAAUAUAAACAGUACACUGCAAAAACUCAAAGUUUUUAUUAUUAUUUUUUUUAUUUAUUUGGUAGGAUGGAUGAUGCACAUCAAUGUUUUUGUAAUUGGGCCACAAUUAGCCAAAAUGCUGUUUUUUUCUAGAAAUUCAGUAAAAAACAAAUAAUGAUACAGCUGCAAUACAAACAAAACACUGCAAAAAAUUAGAUAUUUUUUAAUUUAUUUGUUAGGGAAACUUUACAUUAACAUUUUUGUGAAUGUGCCAGAAUUAGCCAAGCCUAUUUCCCCUAGAAACUUAGUCAUUAGUACAGAUAAUAAAGAAACAUUAAAUUGGCUUAAAACUCAAUUUGUCAAUAAAUAUAAACAAUAUAUUGCAAAAACAAAAAAUUUUAGAUUUUUAACUAAAUUUUUUAUUUGUUUGAGACACUUUACAUUAGUUAACACAAUUAGCGAAAACUAAUUUAAUUAAUUUGUUGUCCCUGGACAAUGAGUAAUUUGUGUAAAUAAAAACAAACAAAGGUUGAAAUUCAUUUAGUCAAUAAAUACAAACAAUGCGCUGCAAAAGCGCAAAAAUAUUGCCAAGUAUUUUGGUAUAGAGCAAAUGUCUUAGUAUUUAGUGUAAUAUUUUGAAAUAAGACAAAACCAUCUUUCAAGUAACUCUCCAGAAAGAUAAAGGAGCUUGUAUAAGUCAAUAAUUUCUUCAUAUUGAUGAAAAAGUGAUAGUUAUAUUAGCAGAUUAUUUCACUCCUAAAUUGAGAAAAGUGUUUUGUUAUAAGUGAAAUAACCUGCCAGUUGAACAAGUACUUUUUGAUCAAUAUUAAAGAAAUACUCCCUGAAAACAAGCUCAUAUUUCUGUCUGUUUGCAGUGCAAAUAAACUAACAAACAAACACAGACAUUAUAAAAAUGUAUACAAAUAACUAAAACUAAAUUAAUCCUUCAUGUAGAAGCCAAAAUAACACAUGGUGGGAUUAGGAGAAAAUACUUAUUCAAAAUGUUGACCGAACUGAGGUGUUAUGAACCAAUUCUUUAAAUAAAUUAUAAGUAGUAAGAGGUCUGAUGUUUGAGGGACAACAUGUUAUAAAAUACUUUUUAGUUCUACUUUAAAUAUUUUAGUUCACCUGAAAUAAGACAAAACUAACUUACAAGUAACUUUUUAGCAAAAGAUAGGAGCUAUUUCAAUCAAUCAACUUUAUUUUUGUACGGAUAGAUUGAUUUACACAAACACACCCACAAUAAAUAUAAUAUAAUUAAAUGUGUUCAGUACUUCAUUAGGACCAGAUAAAAAUAUAUAUAUAAAGUCAAACUUUGGAAACUUCUGGCAACAGAAAUAAAACUAGUUUUAUUCUGCUUAGAUUUCCAUUUGGAGAUCAACUGGAUGCAGAUAAUUAAUCUCCAAUAAUUAGUCAUUAAUUCCUUAGUGGAAAAAGUAAUAUUACAAAUGAAAAGCAUUUCAUUUGUAACAUGAAAUGUCUUGUUAUAAGUGAAAUAAUCUGCGAGGGGAACUAGAACUUUUUCCAUUAAAGUCUUAUUAACUUUAAUAUCUUGCUGAAAAGUUACUUGUAAUUGAGUUUAGUCUUAUUUUAAGAGUAGUAGUUUAUUUUCACUAAAAACUAGACGAAAACAGUUGGUGGUAUUUUAUGUUUUUGCAGUGUACAGUCUGGUGACAGCUUCUUUUGAUGUGGUCAUCUUAAUUAAACACUUUGGUUUUUAACUUUGCACAAUUUCAAACUUAAGUGUAUAACAUGUUUCAGUUUAUUUAUUUGAAAUAAUUAAAAUUUUAAAAAAUAUACUGCUGUAAAAUUGAUCCAAUAGAAGUUUUCAAAUGUGUCAUUUAAUUUUGAGACAUAAAUGUUAAGAAAAAUAUGAUAUUGUCCCUUUUUUGUAACUCUGGUUUUUACACUAUUAGGUAAACAAAUUGAUAUUAGCUGGUGAAUUAGUGAUGCGAUGGUUUUUUUAUGAUUAUUGUGACCUUCCCAAAUAAGAAAGAGAUAAUAUGAAGGCUGCAAAUACAAUUUUCAAUUUUUGUUUUCAGACGAGUUGCCAAAUGCACAAAGGAGAAUUAAAUAUUGGUCAUUGAGGGCAACAUGAACGCAGUAUAAUUAAAUCUGAGAGAAUUAUUUUUGAAAUGAAGAAAAACAGAAGAAAUAGUUUUUUGAGACACUGUGGAACAGGAAGUUAAAUACUGAUUGGGUAAAAUUGAGCUAAGUUGCAGUGAUUGGUCAGAAAAAAAGGAUAUACAGAAAACAUUAAGGAAUUAGAUUUGUGGAAAUGUUGCAAGUUGUGAAAAUUGCAAGUCUGCGCAAAGUUUGUAAAUUAUUAAUUGCAUUUCCAUUAAUAGUUAUUAUUGCAACUUCCUGGAGGGACUGAUUGGUCCGACUAUCUAUUCUGAUACACCAAUCAGUCAUGGCUGCUGCUCCACUCAGUGAUUUUAUGACAGGAAAUUUUUCCAAAAUCCAAGUCUGUCUUACUUCCAAGAGUUUAUAAGUGUCUAAUCAACAGGUGGGGGAGGGAAGCUUUAAAGCCAGGAGAAAACAGCUCAG